Messenger RNA from Pelobates fuscus (common spadefoot toad), 1335 nucleotides. It is a transcript of the gene NUDT21, whose product is annotated as nudix hydrolase 21. The record is from RefSeq and is a predicted model, not a curated record. The transcript has 7 exons. Lineage: Eukaryota; Metazoa; Chordata; Amphibia; Anura; Pelobatidae. Gene Ontology annotation, cellular component: mRNA cleavage factor complex. Bases 129 to 812 code for a protein of 227 amino acids. Gene Ontology annotation, molecular function: mRNA 3'-UTR AU-rich region binding.
CCGGCGCUCCGUUGUCUUUCCGCUGUGUGUUUCCGAGGCCGGGGGGAGACAGACUCCAGGCAGCCAGUUACCCCGGGUUACCCGAGCGGCUCCGCGCACCCCGAUAUCAGCAGAUCUCCUCCCUCACCAUGUCCGUGCUUGCACCCAACCGCUCCCAGUCCGGCUGGCCCCGCGGGGUCAACCAGUUCGGCAACAAAUACCUGCAGCAGAGCAAGCCGCUCACCGUGGAGAGAACCAUCAACCUAUAUCCUCUGACAAAUUACACAUUUGGUACCAAGGAACCCCUGUAUGAGAAGGACAGUUCAGUUGCUGCGAGGUUCCAGCGUAUGCGAGAAGAGUUUGAUAAGAUGGGAAUGAGGCGCACUGUUGAAGGAGUUCUAAUCGUCCAUGAACACAGAUUACCACAUGUCCUUUUAUUGCAAUUGGGAACUACCUUCUUUAAACUGCCUGGUGGUGAGCUAAACCCAGGAGAGGAUGAAGUUGAAGGUUUGAAGCGUUUGAUGACAGAAAUCCUUGGGCGCCAAGAUGGGGUGCAACAAGAGUGGGUUAUUGAUGACUGCAUUGGUAACUGGUGGAGGCCAAACUUUGAACCACCACAGUAUCCAUACAUUCCCGCUCACAUUACAAAACCCAAAGAACACAAGAAGCUGUUCUUGGUGCAGUUACAGGAAAAAGCACUAUUUGCAGUGCCGAAAAAUUACAAACUUGUUGCAGCGCCCCUGUUUGAACUCUACGACAAUGCCCCUGGCUAUGGCCCUAUUAUUUCCAGUCUCCCACAGCUUCUAAGCAGGUUCAACUUUAUUUACAACUGAAAAGUCAGCAGUAUCCAGGGCAAGACAGUGCGUGAAUGAAGCGGUCUCUGUGAGCACAGCUUUAAUGUGGGAAAUCGGAAGUUGGAGAGAUGUUUUUUUUUUUUUUUUUUUCUUAGUUUUUUAUUUUUUAUUUUUCCUGAUCUGUUUAACUUGUUGCCCUCAGAAUAGAAGGACUGUGCAGCAAUCCACAGCAGCAAGGUGUUAUAUAGUGUUUUAAUUUUUUUUUAUUGUGUUUCAUUAUUAAGUGUAAUUCAAUUUUCUUACAGAAUUAAAAAAAAUGGAUACUUUCCAGAAUACUUGUCUGUUUAUUGGUGCUCAAUGAAUUUAAUGGAUCAGCAUGAUUUGGGAUGGCAGCUGCUCAAUGAUAGAUCAUAUUUUAUUUGUUCUUAAAUGACCUCUUCUGUGCUGUUUGUAUUUUAUUUUAAAUGAAAGGUGUUAUUUAAACUUCAAAACUUUAAAAACAUUGUUAUAAUAAAAUUUCAAUGAAACAAAUUUUAAAAUUUGCAAAUAUAUUCUCUUCAAA